Messenger RNA from Oreochromis niloticus (Nile tilapia), 2459 nucleotides. RefSeq lists its product as uncharacterized. NCBI's taxonomy places the organism in Eukaryota, Metazoa, Chordata, Actinopteri, Cichliformes, Cichlidae. The record is from RefSeq and is a predicted model, not a curated record. Bases 925 to 1737 code for a protein of 270 amino acids. The transcript is spliced from 2 exons.
GAAUAGGCGAGAAGGGAUGAGAUAUGUUCUUGUUGUAGUGUGCAGGUUCAGUAGGUGGGUGGAAGCAACACCCACCCGUGCACCAGACCAUAAGUCUGUUGCCAAGUUCUUGAGUAGAGAGGUUUUUCCUAGAUUUGGGUUACCAGACACCAUUUCUUCUGAUAACGGGCCACACUUUGUUUCUCAAGUCAUACAAGUGAUGUUGAAAAUGUUGGGCAUAAGACAGAAGUUUGGGUGUGUGUAUCAUCCUCAGUCACAGGGAAGUGUGGAACGGCAGAAUGGCAUUAUUAAGGCGAAAAUCACCAAAAUUAUAGCAGAUGUAGUAAAAGGCAGUGGAGAAAAGCUAAGUUGGUUGCAAGCUUUGCCUUUGGCUCUCAUGUGUAUGCGAUCUCAAACUAACAGAACUAUGUGUUUAAGUCCUCAUGAAUUGCUCACAGGAAGGCCGAUGCCCCUUCCGUACUAUCGAGGGCCCUAUGAAGGCCCUUCAUUAGAGCAAUUAGAAAAUGAAAUGGGAAGUUAUUUGCGACAACUAACUAGAAUACAUAAAGUUAUCUUUCAACAGGUGAAAGGAGCCACAGCGGACCGAGACGCAGAGAUUCCUGACCAUCUGCUGACCAUACGGCCAGGCGACCAGGUGUACUUGAAAGUGAUUAAGAGAAGAUAAACAGUAAUGGCAGAAUCAGGAGUGAAGAUAGAGUAUUCAGACAGCCCUACUAGGCCUGGGACCAGUCAGCCACUGGAGAGACCCUUGUGGCGCCCAUCCGCAGCCAACCAGCCAGAGGCCCCGCCCGACGUCAAAGUGGGGAAGUUUUGGCUUCAGCGGUUGGCAUCCAUUAAUCCUGCAUCCGCCCAGGGGGGCAGCCAGAGCCACAGAGGGCACCUCUCUGGACCCUAGUUCCAGAGCCACGCGCGCCUACAUCACCGAUGACACCGCCACAGUCUCCUGUCUAUUCUGGAUCCUCAACACCACCUACUCUCAGGGCCCUAACGCCAAUUCCAGAGUCUCAGAGGUCACCCAGACCGGGGCCAAGCCACUCACAAAGCCCAUACAGACCUCCGAUCGUCGACCUUCUGUCACUAAGCCCCGUGUCCACUGCCAGCAUGACCUAUGAGCAUUCCGGACGUGAUGAAGGGUCUACACGUUCUAACACCCCUGUCAAGGGAAGUGCAGCUGAGUCUACAGUGACAGCGUGGGGAGAUGUUGCUGAUUCCACUGUGCAAGAACACCUUAUGCAACUCCCCAAGCCUGAAUUCCAAAGAGAAAUUCGAAAGCUGCCUCCAAGCUGGGCCCAGGAGAUCAAAAGGAAAAGAAAUAAUUACAAUGCCCGCUGUCAGUAUGCCCAACGCAAGCAGAUGUAUGCAACCGCCCUGCAGACCACAGAGCACUAUGCCCAUCAUCUCAUUCGCCAAAACGAUGCGUGGGAGCGGGCUUGGGAGAGGAGCACCCACGAGUUGGGUGAGGUGAGAGUUGAGAAUGCCCGCUACACUGAGAGGAAUGCUGAUCUGAUGCGAGAGGUGGCUGAACUACAACAGCAAGUGAAAGGUCAGGAAGAUCAUUCCAACUUCAUCACUCGCAAGCUGUCUGAAACCCUUCACACCAUUGGAGCCCAGAGUAAAGAGAUCCAGAGACUCACUGCUGAAAAUGUCAGGCUUCAGGUGGUCAAUGACCAACUCAUGGCUACUAAGGGAGUUGGUGGAGAAAGUGCUCCUGCACGCCACUCAGUGGGUGGGGAGUAAGGCCAUGAAAGGACUGAAAGUCUGGCUUGAAUGAUGCCAUAUACUGUGAUUAUGCAUAAUAUGUAACCUGAAAUAUAUGUUCGUUUCAUGUGUCUUACUUAUACAUCCUAUGCCUUAAUUAGCAGUUAACAUAUAUCUAUUAGUUGAUCUUUUAUUUUGAAUUCUAUCAUAAUUGAUGACAAUCACAGUGUGUUAUGCAAGGUGCUCUGCAAGUGUGGAUGAGCAAUACUAUGGCCAUGGCAGGUUGGAUUUUGUGUGUUUCAUGUCGCCUUUGCUUAGCACCUGCUGUUGAUUAUCUUGUCUACUCAUUAAACUCUGUAAGGAGCUUGCUUUUAAGUAUGUUAGCAAAAAAACAGCACACGCCGUAGUUAGAUACUCACCAUUUUUGUUUUUCAUAUUAUGGGGUUUUUAGGUGGUACCUCCAGGUACCACAGGGGGGAAUGUAGUGGAUUUUUGUAUGACAUGUAUACCUAUAAAUCUAACAUGAUGGAUUUUUGUACUUAUAUAUCGAUCUGAAUAACUUUCAUGUGGAGUUUUAGGCAUGCAGUGGUACACACACACACACACACACAAGUCAUGCAGCACACUCAUGAGGCAUAUCUUCACUGUCCUGUACACACACACACUAUAAACCUACACUGGAGUGUUUUAUUUUUAUGUUAUGCAUUUAACUCAUAUAUUUGAUGUAGUUAGGCCAAGUAUUAUUCACAUUAAUAUCAUAA